AUGGCGGAGGCAAUAUCAUGCCCAAGGCCUGCUCUUUCACGACUAUCACAGUCCACUUUGAAUUGCCGUGAUUCGAGCUCGAAAAAGCGUAAACUCGUCGAGGAUGUGGUUCAUGAUCCAUAUCUGCAGCCUUUCACGGCGAUACCAUUACCAGACUCGGGCAGCAAAAGCACCCAUACUUUUCUCCCAAUUACUAUGGUUGAUCCAUCGCAAUUGCGUCUGUCGUACCUCGAGUUCGCUCCCGAACUUGCCUCUUUACCACCAGGUCGUACCUUUCAUGCCGAUUUUCCAAUCUUCAACGAUCGUACUCCCAAGCGAGAUGUGAAGCUACUUGUAGCUCGUCUGGCCCCUAACGGUGGACUCUACAUUAUCGAGAAUGAAGGAAGUGGGCUUUUUGUGGCAUGUCGAUUGCGGAGCUGGGUUACAGAGAAUUGGUUUGGGGCAAAUGUGACUGGCGAUGUCGAUAAGGCUAUCCGGGAAAGGCUUUGCAGCAGCGAUAAUAAGUCGACUGCUGAUGAUAUCUGUCCUAAGAAUGGCCUAGCAACAGCCCGUGUGGCUGGCAUACCAAGCCCGAAGCGACCGAAGAACAAGAAAGGUGUCCUAGCACGCAUGUCUAUCAUGCCGAAAAUGGAACCUGGAUGCCCGUCAGCCGUAAAACAAGGGCAGGAAUCCACGCUACAGAAAGAGGUGACGGCAGAUCAACCUCCAGCAAUAGAAACCCCUCCGGCGGACAUGUCUAGCGAUUCGUCGGUGGCAGCAAGAGGGCUGAAACCAGACGUCAGCGGAGCGCUGCAUCAACCAGCAGAGAUGCUUGAUGCAGAAAAGGGUAGACCUGUUCCGGCUCCACCAAGCUUUGUUGACGACUCCUGCUCAAAUGCUCACGAGAUCCUACUACAAACCUUAUACACAUCGAAAAGUACUCUGGCAUAUUUCGCCAAGAGCACUCUCGCAAGAACCAGGGCCGCCUUCCGGUCGUCUACCACAGCGAGCACUUCUGAACUAGCCGAGUUCUAUCGUGGCAGACUUAUCACCUCUAAAAAGAUGGACUUGAAGUAUCGUGAUACCAUCCCAAAGAUCAUCGAGAACGCUAUAUUACAGGUGAGCCCUACUCCGAGCGCUGAGAAGCAGCUUCCCAAGUGCUCCAAAAGAAAGUUGAACAGUAGGAAAAAGCUUGGAAAGGACGGGCUAUACGCGGGGGAAGAAACCUUCAUACGAACGUGGUGGCUCAAUCGGGAUGGAGCGAAGAACGACUUAACAGGUGUGAAUCCACGAGACCAGGAGAUGCAAGCUCUCCUCAAAGAGCUAAGAAACCGUGAGACACAAUUGCAGAUCAUUCUCAUCCUCGAGAUCUUGACAUUGGAGCUGAGACAAGACGUCAGAACUGGGGGAAGUGUCUCAGUUACAAGCGUGAAAAAAGAGCCAGAUGAUGACUCUACCGGCAUUCUAGCGAAGACGCCAUUGAAAAUCAACGAGAAACGAGAUCUUAGAUCUGACCUUGACAUUCUGGUGGAUAGACUUUGCAUAUAUCAGAGCGUGAGCAUCAUCGAUCCCAUUACGGCCGAUGAAGCAAAGAAGCAAAACGGCGAAUCUGGGAACGAAGUCAGCGACCAACUCCGAGACUUCUGUUGCAACGUUAUAUUGCCGUUCUACCGUCACAAAGCACCAGAUCUUGUCAAAGAAAUUUCUCGCAAGCUAGGUGGGCCAAACUUGUCCCCAAAGAGACCAAAUUUCUCCUCAAGGACAUCAUCAGGUACUCGGACAAAGCCUGGAACGGCAAUUGAUACAUAUCGACGCUCUAUUCCUCGACAGACUCUCGAGCGUGUUCUGAGCGAGGAACAAAGUAGUCGACAGUCAUCUCCACCAAUGCUGAUGCGUUCAGCAACGGCACCGAUGGGUGGUGGUAAUAGUGGCAGCCUCGAUCCAGCAGAGACGGUCCCACGACCCAGCAGUAGAGGUAGCCUACAAAAGUCGCGCACCUUCUCCAACCGUGAGGUCGACCUGGUAGCAAGCAGCAAUGCCCAUAACGCGAAGCGGAAAAAGCUAGCAAACCUGGCGAAGCAGAAAGAAGAACUGGAUGCUGCUAUUCAUGCUUUGAGAAAGCCGAAUAGAGGCUUAGUGGGCAUGGAGAUCAUGACGGAAGUUGAAAGGAGAAGAGAAGAACGGGCCUCGUGCCGACGCAGUAACCUCGAAAGAAGGGUUUCCGACCAGAGUCUUAGUGUACAGAUCACAGCGACACCCAGGAAAGGGGAGAUUGUAGGCAGUAUGGGACGGGAAGUAUCCAGCUUGAACCAGACAUCUAUCACACAGUUAGGAGAUCGGGUAAACUCGAUGCCCGAAGAGCCCGUCAUCCCAUCAUCAACGGUCAAACCUGUGAACAACUUGCAAAAUCAAUUUCUCAGCAAAACUUUUGAUACCACCAUGACCAAGCGACACAUCCAUCUAGCUGCGUACGAGACACCAUCACGUGGGUCUUGCAGGACAUCCAACCCUCUCGGCUUGACCACAAGCACUCAUCUACUUCAGCAGCCCGAUCUACCAGCAACAACCUACUCGGGAUCCAAACCCACACUCGUUCAGGCCACACCGUCUGCCAGCCGGCUUAGAGCCGACCACGCCAACCUCACCGAGGUCGAGAGCACACCACUUCGAAUGACAAAAUCACAUAGACCGGUCACCAUGUUUCAGUCGCUAAAGAAAGCAGAAGUCACGAUCGAAGACGCCUUCCGUGAUGCCCCCAUCGUCUCGGAGAAAGCUGGAAAGGCAAUGGACAGAGCUAUGAAUGCUGGGGGUGCGGGUGCAGGCAAGGAGGCUUCUAUCUAUGCUUCUUUGGGAUGGGACGACGAUGUCGAUGAAUUGCUGUAG
Molecule: messenger RNA, 2862 nt
Organism: Endocarpon pusillum Z07020
Lineage: Eukaryota; Fungi; Ascomycota; Eurotiomycetes; Verrucariales; Verrucariaceae
Exons: 2
Coding region: 1-2862 (953 amino acids)
Biological process (GO): DNA replication initiation
Cellular component (GO): DNA replication preinitiation complex
Source: RefSeq, a predicted model, not a curated record